UGGUAUCGUCCAGCACAUGUCUGAUGACUACGACGAAUGUACCAGAGUUGCUCGCAAGCUAAGCAAAGCUUUAACGAAACCCAGAAAAGAGGACAGUUUUGAUGAAGGAAAGCCCCGCAAGAGUGCUGCGAAAUUUUUGAGCACCCUUUCCAAGUUGAAGCCCCAUCUUCAACCUUCUCCUGUGAAGAAGGCGAAGAAAUCGUCAAAGGUCUCUAGAGUGAAGGAUGUACUCACGGCUUCAAGGAGGAAUGCAGAGGCUCUUGAUCUCUUGAGCACCACCUCUAGAACCACGAAAGGUUUAUCCAACUUUAAAGCUACUUCAUCUCCAGAUCUCGUGAAUGACGAUAUGGAUGGUCACUUUUCUGAUGCAUCACUUCCAUCAACUGUCGGAGCUUCAGAAUCUGAAUCUGAAGAAGAUUUUACGAAGCCCUCUCUUAGUAGAAAGAAGCUUGAGCAGCAACUUGCUGCAAUGCAAGAAAGGAUAAAGCAGCUUGACAACAAGAAGCUCCGGCAUGCUUCCAAUGUUCAUUCUACACCUUUAUCGUCUAAGAACUCCCCACAUCGUUCUGACUCUGAUAAUGGCUCCAGCCGAUCCUCUUCCUUCAACAGAACAUUGGGGGCAACAUUUGGUGCCCUUUCAAGUAAGGGUAAGAAGUAUGAGGGUGAAAUGCUACGUUACACAGAGGCCUCUGAGGAGGCAGUAGAACUUGAAGGACCAGAGAGUGGGCAGAAAACUGGAAUCUACUGUUGCCGGGAUAGCUUUGAAUGUGCGCAAAGCGGUAACAGUUCCACAGUUUGUGCGAGGCGUUUGCUCACGGGUGUAUUCACGGAAAAUGCCCUACGAGACUGUUGCCUCACUGGCCUUCCUCCACGGGGCAAGGGAAAAGCAGCCUACAUCAACAAGGAAAAUGUAAUUCGGCCAUACCUUUGCCCCAAGGCCUCAAGAGCGAUCGUGAAUCAAGCCUUAUACUGGCAGAAGAAAAAGUAUUUGCGUCCGAGAAAGGAUUCCACUCAAAUUAGAGCAGCAAUGUCCAUUCGUAUUUGUGAGAUUCAUAAGAUGAAUGAUGUAUGAUCUCUAAAUGUGUUUUCUAGAGUUCUUUGUGAGAUUCGUGACAUGUAUGAUCUCUAAAUGUGUAUUCUAGUGUGACUAAGUGAUUUUAUGAUCUCUAAACGUGUUUUCUAGUGCUAC
Thrips palmi is the source of this 1189-nucleotide messenger RNA. RefSeq lists its product as uncharacterized. Bases 17 to 1072 code for a protein of 351 amino acids. The transcript has 7 exons. The record is from RefSeq and is a predicted model, not a curated record. Lineage: Eukaryota; Metazoa; Arthropoda; Insecta; Thysanoptera; Thripidae.